Molecule: messenger RNA, 1996 nt
Organism: Loa loa (African eye worm)
Lineage: Eukaryota; Metazoa; Nematoda; Chromadorea; Rhabditida; Onchocercidae
Exons: 14
Coding region: 128-1840 (570 amino acids)
Biological process (GO): cleavage in ITS2 between 5.8S rRNA and LSU-rRNA of tricistronic rRNA transcript (SSU-rRNA, 5.8S rRNA, LSU-rRNA)
Cellular component (GO): nucleus
Molecular function (GO): polynucleotide 5'-hydroxyl-kinase activity
Source: RefSeq, a predicted model, not a curated record
GGUUGAAGGAGAUUUGUGGAUACUCGGCAUCCUUAAACAGGAAUGAGUUUAAUUUCUUUCUGGUUUUGGCCUGAUAUCAUUGCAGUGAUGUCCACUGUCAAUUGAAUGUAUUAUUGGAGUUAAAAAUAUGCCAAGUAAUGUCAGAAAUUUAGAUGGCUACUUCCAUCAAUGUUACCGACCGGAUUAUAGCUUGGCUGUGUUGAAACAUAAUUGUCGCAUCAGUAUUUUCGGUGUAUUUGAUAUUCAGGUGCUGUUCGGCAAAGUAAUAUCACGUGGCUAUGAGUUUGAAUCCGGCGCUUUUGGAGAAGAGCGGUUUAUCAAAAUUGCUGCACCAUAUUCAAUCGGUCCUCCGGCGCAGUUUGUUUCGCUUCAAGAUAAUCUUUUCAAUCUACAUCGUGUGAAAUGGCGACUCAAAGAGCUGACAAACACAGUGGAUUCGAUAUUGGAGGAAUUCGAAAAUGGUGAUAGUAUACUGCUUUUCCGAUUCAAUUUUUCAAAGAUUUAUGCUUGUCUUCGCGAGCUUCAUGGUCAGAUCUUUUUCCUACCACCAGACUGCAAUGAAUGUUAUUCAGUGGGACCGCUAUGCAGCGCGCUUCAAAUUAAAUAUCCACCGCUUUAUAUGGGUAAAACCGCUGACAGCAUUUUGCAAUUAACAGAGCAGAUUUUAAAUAAAUCGCGAGAAGGGAAAAGGAGUAUAACGAUGAUUAUAGGAAACAAGAACACAGGCAAAUCGAUGCUUACUCGAGUAUUAGCUAAUUCACUCCUUGGAAAAAGUCGACCGCCUCCAUAUAUUCUUGACUGUGAUGUUGGGCAACCAGAAAUGAAUCCACCAGGAAGCAUUUCACUAAUAAAGCUCAAUUCGCCACUUCUAGGUGCACCAGCGUUCCAGCAGCGGGUCGUUUUGUCAGAUACUUAUUUUUACGGAAGAAUUUCUUUGAACGGUGAUUCAAGUUCAUAUUUGGCUAUUCUUCGAGAAUCUUUGGGUUGCUUCUUGAGUGAUAGUCUCCCAUCAUCUGCACUUUUGAUUAAUACUUGUGGAUGGAUUGAAGGACAAGGUGCUUCGCUUCUGGAUAAAAUGUUGAAAUUAUUUGAUCCGGACUUUGUGUUUACUUUUAUUACUACAUCAGGAUCAAAUUACGUGGCUCAGCAAUCUACUAUCAAUGGAAGUGUAAAACCGCUUGUAUUUUGUGGCGAUGCUAUUGAAAAGCCUACGCAUAUGAUCUCCACUUCUUCGAUUUUACGAAAUCUCCGGAUAACGGCAUAUAUGGCACAUGCAUGUCCCGUUCCAACCGUAAAAUCAUUUGCCGAUGCCACUCCUUUCGCGGUAAUGUUCCGCAGUGUGGCACUGUUGGUGCACACAAAUGAGCCAUUUCCUGCAAAUCAUAUAUUUGCCGUUUUGAAUUGUACUUUUGUCGCUCUUUGUAUUCGUAAUUCUACCAGUCAGUCUGAAGAGGAUGAGAGACUGUUCGGCGAUCAAGAUAUGCCGAUUUUGUUAAAUCCAGAUAAGGUAGAACUAUUGCGCGUCGUCGGUUAUGGAUUUAUCAGGGCGAUUGAUUUGGAACAACGCACUUUCUUUAUUUCAACGCCACUUGAGCUGUCAAACCUUGAAGAAGUUAAUGUCCUAGCGCGUGGCUUAAACAUUGAUCUUCCACAAUACUUCCUUGUUUCACAGGAGAGAUCCGCGAUACCAUAUGUUGUUCGAGAACGUUCUUCCUCCUUCCAUACCGAGUUAUUCAAAGAGUUAAAGAUAAAAUCAGUUUUCCACAGGAAAAGGUUUUUGAGAAUGCAAACUCAGUUUAUGGUGAAAAAACCGAUGAACAAACCUGUGUUGCCAAGUUAACAUUCACUUUUCUAUAAAACUGGAACAUCAAAACCAUCUUAAAAAGAAAUAACGAUGAUCUGAAAUUGCCAAAUGUUUAAGAAAAACCGUUCAUCUAUUGACUCCCACCAUUGCCUUCAAUUUUAAAAAGGUUAUCUUCAUAUUACUGGUCCUUCU